AUGCGCUGUGACUGCAAAGCCGGCGGCCUGAAGUGCCACAAAUGCUUGACCAGGGGAGGCCGCUGCUCGGAGGAGGAAGUGGAAGUGUGCCGGCCCGGCCAAGACUCCUGCUCCGUGGAGAUCAAGUGGUACACCGGAUUGGAUGCAGACACAGUGAAACAGGGUUGCGGUAGUUCAAACUACUGCCGUCGCUAUCCUGGAGGGUAUAAAGGUUUCUUGUUCCGGAGGAUGCACUGUUGCUCCACAGAUCUCUGCGUACCUGCAGAACAUCAUGCCAGCACUGAAGGGUCAAAAAACGGUGUGGAGUGUCAGAGUUGUAUCGGGAGUGCAGCCGAAUGUGGCCCGAAUGCUCCCUCGCAGCCAUGCUUUGGGACAAUGGACACAUGUGUGCAAAUAUCUCAGCACUUCCUGCCAGGUGAAGGAUUAGAACCCAUCAUCAAGGGGUGUGGAGCCGAUUCCCUUCAUGACUUGCAAGUGGCCUACCAGACCGGGAGCCAUUUUGCUUUCGUUGAUCAAAAAGUCUGCCGUGGCUCCAACUGUAACAAUGGGACUUUCCAAGACAUCCCUGCUGGAGAUCCCAACGGCUUGCAGUGCUAUACCUGCCGGGAUGCAGGGCUAGGGGAGUGUGCCCGGAACAAACUGCAGCCCUUGGACUGUACAGGGGUCAUGGAUCGAUGUGUGCAUGUCAUGAACCGAGAGAACCGAAGUAUAACCAUCCAGAAGGGCUGUGGCACGGAGACCAUGUGCAGCGGUUACUAUUCCCUGCUGACCUGGACAGAAUCCUUUGCAGAAUGUUGCAAGACUUCUUUCUGCAACCGAGCAGGGGGCCCUUCAGCGCCAGAGAGGCUUCUGGGAAUGGUGGCUCUUGCCUUGGCAUUGGCAUUGAUGGCUUGGAAAUAG
Euleptes europaea (tarantolino) is the source of this 900-nucleotide messenger RNA. RefSeq names its product urokinase plasminogen activator surface receptor-like. Lineage: Eukaryota; Metazoa; Chordata; Lepidosauria; Squamata; Sphaerodactylidae. The transcript is spliced from 7 exons. The coding region runs from base 1 to 900 and encodes 299 amino acids. The record is from RefSeq and is a predicted model, not a curated record.